Molecule: messenger RNA, 1147 nt
Organism: Rhagoletis pomonella (apple maggot)
Lineage: Eukaryota; Metazoa; Arthropoda; Insecta; Diptera; Tephritidae
Product: protein rhomboid-like
Exons: 4
Coding region: 269-997 (242 amino acids)
Cellular component (GO): membrane
Molecular function (GO): serine-type endopeptidase activity
Source: RefSeq, a predicted model, not a curated record
CGGCAUUGUAGGUGCACGCGUCGCCGUAAAAUGAAGAACAUUUUAAAAUAGCGCACUCAAAAACUAAUAAAAAGUAAUAUCGAUUGAUAGUGGCGACGUGAGUGUCAUCGUUCCGGUAAGCUUAGCCGGCUUGGCGUUUGGCUGAUCGACAGAAUAUACUUAAAAGUUAGAUUGAAAACACCGCCUGAACUUGGGAAACUGUGAGAGAAGUUAAACUGUAGUGUGCAAAAAAUGCGGCAGCGUGCGUCGAUUUAUCAUUGAUGUUACAAUGUGUAAAAGAAAGGUGGAACGGCCUCCUGCGCCGGCUACUAAGCCCUUACUCUUACAAAAUGGCUUAGCGCCGAUCGCAAAAAUUUUCAUCGAUGAUUUAACAGAAAGAAGGCGUUUGUGGUGCAUACCAUGGUUCAUUAUCAUAAUGUGUUGUGUGCAGGUUUUCCUUUUUCACAUCGCAAAUGGCUGCAUUUUUCAGCGCUUUAUGCACAUCCCCGGACAUCCUAAAGACUUCUGGCGCUAUUUCACCUACACAUUACUGCAUUCUGAUCUCAUACACCUGCUACUGAACGUGUCACUACAGUGCAUGAUUGGCUUUUGUUUGGAGAGUGAGCAGGGCCACUGGCAGGUAGCCGUGAUUUAUUUUGCUGGUGGAAUUUCCGGCUCGUUGGCCACCGCAUAUACUCAGCCAGAACUAUCGUUGCUGGGCGCGUCGGCUAGUGUUUAUGCCCUGCUAGCGAGUCAUGUGCCACAUAUGGCGAAGAACUUCUAUCGAUUGCCACAUCGUUAUCUGCGCAUUGCAGCUUUGUUGAUUUUGUGCGUCAGCGAUGCUGGAUUCACCUCUUUCCAUUAUCUGGUCAACAAUAACAUGAGCCCCCGUAUUUGCGUGGAGGCACAUAUUGCUGGCGCUAUGGCUGGACUUUGUUUUGGGUUUUUGCUCUACAGCGGUGCCAAAGGUCGAGGUUGUUGUACCGACUGCCGUUUGCCAAAUGUAUACUUGGUAUAAAUAAAUUUUAUUUUUUAUAAGACGUCGUAACUGUAAUGUUUGUAAAUCCAUAUAUAAGUAUAGCUAUAUAUGUAUGCAUGUUCAUAUGUACAAGUACUCACGAAUUUUAGUGAUGCGUGUAUUUUAAGGCCUCAUUAGUAUUCAUUGCCA